UCUUCGUCAAGGAGGGAGACAUGCAAACAUUGUCACCUUCGUUGGAAUGUGCUCUGAAGCUUCGGCUCUUGUGUAUGAGUGGUUACCUAAGGGAAACCUUGAAGACCGAAUUGUGUGUGCCGAUGGCACUCCACCUCUAUCAUGGCACAACCGUACACAGAUCAUUGGUGAGGUUUGCUGCGCACUACUCUUCCUUCAUUCACACAAGCCUAAUGCUUCGGUCCACGGUGAUCUCCGGCCUUGCAACAUCCUCAUCGGUGCCAACUACAGAAGCAAGCUCUACAACUUUGGUAUGUCCACCUUAUGUCUCCAGCCUGGCAGCUGUCCACCAAACCUAACAGCAAGGCUUCCAUACAUGGAUCCGGAGUUCCUCACCAUUGGGGACCUCACGCCCCUUUCUGAUGUCUACUCACUGGGUGUUGUUAUCCUUCGCCUUUUGACUGGAAUGCCCCCUUUGGCUAUCGCAAAGAAAGUGAAAGAAGCAUUUCAAAGUGAUAACCUGCACUUGCUGAUAGAUAAAUCAGCCGGGGACUGGCCUUACACACAAGCCAAGCAGUUAGCACUCCUUGGCCUCAGGUGUGUGGAAAUGACGAGGGAAAAGCGGCCUGAUCUGACUGAGGUUUGGACCGUUGUUGAGGCCCUGGUCAGAAAGCCUCCUGCACCCUCAUGCCCUGCCCACUUCAUUUGUCCAAUCCUCCAGGAGAUCAUGAACGAUCCACAAAUGGCAUCUGAUGGAUUCACCUAUGAAGCGGAAGCCAUAAGACGCUGGCUUGAUGGCGGGAGCAAUAGGUCUCCGAUGACGAACUUGGCACUUCCAAAUCGUGCUCUCAUCCCUAAUCGCGCCCUCCGUUCUUCCAUCCAGGAGUACCUUCAGGCAUCAGUAGCCUUGGCAGUCAGGUCCCUGAACCUCAAUCUAUGAUGAUGCUCUGGAUAUGAUUUUCUGCACAGUAUCUUGUAAAUGUCGUGGCCACUUUCUGUAGCGAAUUUGCAUUUUAGGCGGAACAAGGGAAUUUGUUUGGGAAACGGGAGGCAUGAUGUGC
Triticum aestivum (bread wheat) is the source of this 1040-nucleotide messenger RNA. RefSeq names its product U-box domain-containing protein 57-like. The record is from RefSeq and is a predicted model, not a curated record. The transcript is spliced from 2 exons. Gene Ontology annotation, molecular function: protein kinase activity; ATP binding; ubiquitin-protein transferase activity. The coding region runs from base 47 to 919 and encodes 290 amino acids. Lineage: Eukaryota; Viridiplantae; Streptophyta; Magnoliopsida; Poales; Poaceae. Gene Ontology annotation, biological process: protein phosphorylation; protein ubiquitination.